CUGUCUGACUUUAUGCUCCCACCCCUACUUUAUAGUGUCAAUGUCCAAAAUCAAAUCCCCCAUUUCCCAUUUUAUUUCUCUCUCAUUCCACCAUGUCCUUCCUCUUCCUUUUCCUGCUCUCCUUGGCUCCCCUCUUCCACUCUUCCUCCCCUUUGCCCUACCCUUACAACACUAGCUUCCACAUUGACUGCGGCAGUUCCACUCCUUCCACCGACUCCUACAACAUCUCUUGGCUACCCGACAAAUUCUUCACUGGCGGCUCCACCUCCGUGGUCUCCGAGCCCCUACAUUUCCAUCUUCAACACGAAAAGACUCUCCGUUACUUCCCACUGUCCUCCGGUAAGAAGAAUUGCUACAAUAUCCCCCUUCCUGCUGGCCGUUACUACAUCCGUACUUUUACCGUUUACGACAACUACGACGGCAAAUCCCAUUCCCCUUCCUUCGACGCUUCUGUCGAGGGCACUCUCGUCUUUUCCUGGCGCUCUCCUUGGCCCGAAUCUCUCACUCGAGAUGGCGCUUACUCCGAUCUCUUUGCCUUCGUCAAAGACGGUCAACUCGAUUUAUGUUUUUACAGCAUUGCCACUGACCCUCCCGUCAUCGCUUCUCUCGAAGUCGUCCAGAUCGACCCUUUGUCAUAUAACUCCGCCCAAACCGGCGACAGCUACAUUCUAGUCAACUAUGGGCGACUCUCUCCCGGCUCAUCACAAUGGGGACCCGGUUUCACAUCCGACCCGGACGCCUUCGGCCGCUCCUGGCAAUCCGAUUCCGAUUACCGAGCCGGAAAGUCGGAAUCCGCUAAAGUCAUAACCACUAAAGAAAAAAUAACCGGUACCGAGAAAGCGCCGAAUUACUUUCCCAUGAAAUUGUACCAAUCGGCGGUGACAAUUGAGGGACGUCUGGAAUACGAAUUACCAGUGGAUGCAAAGCUUGAUUAUUUGGUGUGGUUUCAUUUUGCGGAGAUCGAUUCGACGGUUAAAAAGGCAGGGGAGAGAGUGUUCGAUGUGCUGGUCAACGAUAAGAAUGUGAGUAGAGUGGAUAUAUUCAAGGAAGUUGGGAGCUUUGUGGCCUAUAGUUUAAAUUAUACGGAGAAGAAUUUGAGCAGUUCUGUGUUGAAUGUGAAGCUGUCGCCUGUGGCAGGGGCUCCGUUGAUCUGUGGGCUUGAAAAUUACGCCAUGGUUCCAGCUGAUUUGGCCACGGUUCCUGAACAAGUGGUCGCAAUGAAAGCAUUGAAAGAUUCACUCUGUGUUCCUGACCGAAUGGGUUGGAAUGGUGAUCCAUGUGCUCCUACUGAUUGGGAUGCUUGGGAAGGAGUUACAUGUCAUACUAACAAGAAUGGAACUGGCCUUGUCAUUACUCAAAUAGAACUUGGAAGUCAAGGCCUGAAGGGUUAUAUCAGUGAGCAGAUUAGUCUCCUGUCAAACUUGAUUAAUCUGAACUUGAGUACUAAUUCUUUGGAUGGCACUCUACCAAUUGGGCUUGGACAAAAAUCCCUUGCACGACUGGAUUUAUCCGAUAAUCAAUUCUCUGGUUCCAUACCGGAAAGUUUAACAUCUUCAAAUCUGCAGCUUGUGAGGCUUAACAAUAACUUAUUGGAAGGGAGAGUUCCGGAAGAACUUUACUCUGUUGGUGUGCACGGAGGGACUAUUGAUCUUUCUGGUAACAAAGGCUUGUGUGGAGUUCCUCCUUUACCGGAUUGCCCCCUUUUUUGGGAGAAUGGUCGCUUGUCAAAAGGUGGUAAAAUUGCAAUAGGCCUAUCAUGCUUCCUUUUUGUUGCUGUGCUGCUGCUGGUGAUCUACUUAUUCUGUAUCAGGCGGGGUAGAAAUGAUUAUGAUUUUGGUUUACCUUCAGAUUUAAUAUCACUUGCUGCGAAGAGGAACAGGUAUCAAAGACAGAAGUCAUUGAUGCUGCUUGAAAUGGAGAGUCAGCACGCCAAGGGGUUGCCAUCAGUUCCCCUCAACCCCCAUUAGUAGUCAAACAGCCAGCUUUGGAAAGGAGACGUUACUGGUUUUCGUAGUUUUCCACUCACACAUGAAGAGGGCAUAUAUAUAUAUAGAUUAGAGGGGGCGCAUGCAAAUGAAAUGCAGUGCAGUUAUAUAGGGAAUACCAUAAAAUAAAACACGUGAAUGAAUUUCUAUACUGAAAAAGGAAAGAAAAAGACAAAAAAACCAAGAGUUGGUGGAUUUGGAUUUGACCAACGAAAUGGGGCCUUAGAAAGUCGCAUUCGCUGUUGAAAUGCAUUGUAUCUCAAUUCGCCUUAUAGUUUUUCCCAUUGAUCAACAAAAGGGUAUAAGGUGGUCAGUGUAUGUGUUAGUCAUAACCCUUUUUUUGUGUGUGUGACAUUUGGUGAGCAAUGCAAUGCAUGGGGUCAUAAAUAUCCACACUUGGAUUAUGUAAAUGAGACCACUAAUUUAUUGCCAAGAGGUCCAGGUUGAUUCUACUUAAA
Messenger RNA from Gossypium raimondii (Peruvian cotton), 2443 nucleotides. RefSeq names its product receptor-like protein 4. Gene Ontology annotation, molecular function: protein binding. NCBI's taxonomy places the organism in Eukaryota, Viridiplantae, Streptophyta, Magnoliopsida, Malvales, Malvaceae. The record is from RefSeq and is a predicted model, not a curated record. The coding region runs from base 93 to 1967 and encodes 624 amino acids. The transcript has 9 exons.